AUUUGCCUGCCGGCAGCAGCAGAAGCAGCUUUUGGAGCCCACAUCAGGGGGGAAUAUGUGCGUCUGAUUGUGUGCCUACGUUUCUGUGUGUGUGUAUUUGCAUGUAUUUGUUCGCGCACAAGACUUUGAUUUAGAAUAAUAAACGCGACAAGUUAUUGUAAUUAGUACGUGAGCUUAAAUUAUAAUCGAAUAAACACGCGUCACAGGUAGCAAAAUAUAUUUAGCGAUUAUUAUAUCACAAUAAAUAUAAAAAGAAUAAUUGGCGCAAAUUCAACAAAAAUACCAUAUAAUCAAAAUGUAUACGAAAAUCUUUCGUGCUGUGAUAAUCGGAGCUCCUGGCUCAGGAAAAGGCACCAUAUCGGAUCGCAUUGUCAAGACCUUUGGCUUUCUGCACAUCUCCUCGGGCGAUAUUCUCCGCCAAAAUAUUAUCAACAACACGGAUUUGGGCAAAAAGGCACAACGGUAUAUUGCCUCCGGCCAACUGGUGCCCGAUGAGAUAGUGACUAAGACAAUGCUUGCCCGCAUCACAGAGGUUGGCAACAAGUCCUACAUUCUGGAUGGUUUUCCGCGCAACAGUGCCCAAGCGGACAUUUUGUCGGCGCGUGAGCAAAUCGAUGCUGUUAUCAAUUUAGACAUUCCACAUGAUGUGAUCAUCGAGCGUGUUAAACAUCGCUGGAUACACGCACCAUCCGGACGUGUGUACAAUAUCGGCUUCAAUGAUCCUCAGGUGGCCGGCAAAGAUGAUGUGACGGGCGAGCAGCUGACCCAACGCGAGGAUGACAAGCCUGAGGUGGUCUCCAAACGUUUGCAGCUCUACGAUGAGCUGAUGGGCCCAGUGUUGGCCUGGUAUGCGAAACGUGGUCUGGUAACCAGUUUCAAAGGUCGCGAAACCAAAGAAAUUUGGCCUCGUGUCGAGCGCUUUCUUAAGGACAAAGUCAACAAGGGUUAAGAGGGUGGUAUUGUGGCAAACAGAGAAAAACAGUUCAAUUUUGUGCACAAAUUUUUGUUUCUUAUUUAUAGGCAGCUGUUGCUAACGAGGAGUAAGAUGUGUUCAAUUAAGGCCUACAUAUAUAUUAGAUAUAUAUUAUGCGCAGUGGGGUGGGUCUAAAAGGGGGGUUCAUUGUAACUAAUUAAUCGUAAUUGCGAAGCCUUAUAAACUACAAACGAAUCAAAAGAGUAAAAAGUGUCCAAAUGUAUUUGUCUUUUGCCAUACAUGUCUAUACACUGAUAAUGUGCUACAACCAUCAAAAACAUUCCCCUAAUAAAAAUGUUUUAUUUUGAUAUGAA
Messenger RNA from Drosophila montana, 1287 nucleotides. It is a transcript of the gene Ak3, whose product is annotated as Adenylate kinase 3. The transcript is spliced from 2 exons. NCBI's taxonomy places the organism in Eukaryota, Metazoa, Arthropoda, Insecta, Diptera, Drosophilidae. Gene Ontology annotation, biological process: nucleobase-containing compound metabolic process. Bases 296 to 949 code for a protein of 217 amino acids. Gene Ontology annotation, molecular function: ATP binding; AMP kinase activity. Gene Ontology annotation, cellular component: cytoplasm; mitochondrion. The record is from RefSeq and is a predicted model, not a curated record.